AUGCUCCGUAGCUUCUCAAGAAUGGUUCACAACAGAGUUACUAUUGUGGGAUCGGGCCCCGCCGCCCACACCGCCGCCAUCUACCUUGCCAGAGCGGAAAUGGAACCCACGUUAUACGAAGGGAUGCUUGCUAACGGCAUCGCUGCCGGUGGUCAGCUUACCACUACCACAGACAUUGAAAAUUUCCCUGGGUUCCCCGAUGGGAUCAACGGUACCACCUUGAUGGAAAAAAUGAGAGCUCAAUCGGAAAGAUUCGGCACUAAGAUCAUCACCGAAACCAUCUCGAAGUGUGAUUUCUCUCAAAGACCUUUUAAGUUGUGGACUGAGUGGAACGAAGACGGCGAACCCAUCACCACUGACGCCGUGAUCAUUGCCACUGGUGCCUCUGCCAAGAGAAUGCACUUGCCUGGUGAAGACACCUACUGGCAACAGGGUAUUUCCGCCUGUGCUGUCUGCGAUGGUGCCGUCCCCAUUUUCAGAAACAAGCCCUUGGCCGUUGUUGGUGGUGGUGACUCCGCCUGUGAAGAAGCUUUGUUCUUGACCAAGUACGCUUCCAAGGUGUACUUGCUUGUGAGAAGAGACCAAUUGAGAGCCUCUACCAUCAUGCAAAAGAGAGUCAAGGAACACGAAAAGUUGGAAAUCUUGUGGAACACCGAAGCCCAGGAAGCUCUUGGCGAUGGCAAGUUGUUGAACGAACUUAAGGUGUUGAACAACAAGACCAACGAAGUCUCUAAGUUGCAAGUGAACGGGUUGUUCUACGCUAUUGGCCACAUCCCCGCCACCCAAGUGUUCAAGGACCAACUUGAAACUGAUGAAUCCGGCUACAUUAUCACCAAGAACGGCACAGAAACCUCGGUGGAAGGUGUAUUUGCUGCUGGUGACGUCCAAGACAAGCGUUACAGACAAGCUAUUACCUCUGCUGGUACCGGGUGCAUGGCUGCCCUUGACGCUGAGAAGUACUUGUCGGAGCUCGAAUAG
This is a messenger RNA of Diutina rugosa, 978 nucleotides long. RefSeq names its product thioredoxin-disulfide reductase (gene TRR1). The record is from RefSeq and is a predicted model, not a curated record. Gene Ontology annotation, biological process: removal of superoxide radicals. NCBI's taxonomy places the organism in Eukaryota, Fungi, Ascomycota, Pichiomycetes, Serinales, Debaryomycetaceae. Gene Ontology annotation, cellular component: cytoplasm. The coding region runs from base 1 to 978 and encodes 325 amino acids. Gene Ontology annotation, molecular function: thioredoxin-disulfide reductase (NADPH) activity. The transcript has a single exon.